Molecule: messenger RNA, 611 nt
Organism: Rhodamnia argentea
Lineage: Eukaryota; Viridiplantae; Streptophyta; Magnoliopsida; Myrtales; Myrtaceae
Exons: 3
Coding region: 16-489 (157 amino acids)
Cellular component (GO): mitochondrion
Molecular function (GO): structural constituent of ribosome
Source: RefSeq, a predicted model, not a curated record
AGGAAGAAGGAAGAAAUGGCGACCGCUCUCGCCAACAAGAAUGCGGCCCAUCGAACCCUGAGUCUGCUGAGACAAUCGUUCGGUUUCCUCAGGAACCUCAGCGCCGCCGCGUCGCCGUCGUCUUCCCCGACGAGCCCUUCUUCUUCCUCCUCUUCUGCGAAGAAGCCGAAGCGGAAGAAGAAGAAGAACCUGUUCGAGGUGGCUCAGUUCCUUCCCAACUGGGGCAUUGGGUAUCACAUGGCCAAGACCCACUGGACCGGCGUCUCUUACCAGAUCACCAAAAUCAAUCUCUACAAGGAUGGGAGGCAUGGCAAGGCAUGGGGCAUCGUUCACAAAGAAGGGUUGCCAGCUGCCGAUGCUCCGAAGAAAAUAGGUGGUGUUCACAAGCGCUGUUGGAAGUAUAUUCCUAAUCUAGGAAGCACAUCUAGUAGCCUACCAAGCUUGACAAAGCCAACAGAAACUCCACAAACUGAAGCUCAGGCAGCUUGAUAUUUGUUUGUUUAGAUUUCUCCGAAAUGAAGCUUUUUGAGGAGUCUUUGGGCUUCGAACUUUAGUGUUUUUGACGAGUUCUUGGUGAUGGUAAUCUAGAUUAGCAGCUGUAUUCCUGCUGA